Molecule: messenger RNA, 2510 nt
Organism: Trichobilharzia regenti
Lineage: Eukaryota; Metazoa; Platyhelminthes; Trematoda; Strigeidida; Schistosomatidae
Source: the annotation of a GenBank genome assembly
GGGAUACGAACUUUAUUUUCGGAUUACUAUGAAUAUCCGUCUGUUGGACGAUUUUAUCUUACUUUAACUAAGGAUACGAACCAAUCGGUAUUAAUGAAAUUAAUAGAAGAUAUACAGGAGGUAGUAAUGACUCAAACAUGGAUAGUCUUAGUCGACUCAGUGACAGCAAGAACAUUAAUCAAUUGUUCUAAUAGCCUUAAUCAUAAUGAUUCACAAUAUUGGAUUGUAUACGAACAAAACCUUGACUGUUCAUUUAUUUGUGAUAUUAAUCCAGUAACUGGAGUAGAAAACUGUUUAACAAUGAAUAGUCGAAAUAAGUUGUUUUGUUUGAACGUUGAUCUGGGCGAUAGUAAUCAAAAUGAGACAGAGUUGAUAAAAACUUAUUUCGGGAAAACAUGGAAUAAUGCAUCAGUUAAACAGUUUGACAUCCUAUCUGCAUAUGAAACUGUCAAGUCAACACUACUGGCCCUUGACUCAUUAGUGAUCAAUAACCGAUGGCCGGAUAAUUUCAAGCCGUCGGGUUCCUCUAUAAAAGUCUGCAAUCAACCAAAUAGGAUCAUUGAUGCAUCAUCAACAAGAUUUUAUCGUUUUGCAGAAGCUAUAACUAUGCUACCCAAGAGAAAUAGUACUAUUGGAUUGAUUGAUUUUAAUGGAACCGUAACGAAUCAACGAGUCAAGUUUCAAAUGACAGAAUGUUUUGGAAAAUCUAAUACAUCAAAAGCUGGUUGUCAUCGUUCGAGCAUUAGCUUUCUUUAUCCAGAAAUGAUAGUUCAAAGUCUUCAAAAUUUAAGUCGAUCAGCCAGUCGUCAACUGCUGCACGUUAGUGUUUUGCACGAUCCACCGUAUGCAGUACGUUUAGGCGAAAAUCAAUGGACAGGAUAUUGUGUAGAAGUAUUCAAAGAAAUCGCGAGACGUUUAGACUUUGAUUAUACGUUCGUUGAACAAACUGAUGGGGAUUACGGUGUAAGACUUCCAAAUGGUCACUGGUCAGGAAUUAUUGGUCAGGUUGCCAGGAAGAAUACUGAUGUUGGCCUUGGACCACUAGUACAAGAUGCCGAAAGAUCAUUGAUUGUUGACUUUACAGUGCCGUAUUAUGAUUCAGUUGGUAUAACAAUGGUGAACAAGGUGAAUGAAGACCUAAAACUUGGUGCAUUGUUUUUUCUUGAGGUAUUUGCAUGGGAUGUAUGGGUGACUACUGUGGUUGUUGUAUUUCUGAUUGGCUUUAUGUUGGCCUUUAUUGAUAAGUAUUCGCCGUACAGUUAUCAGAAUCAACUGAAAGAAGGCGAUGGUGAAUCAAUGGGUACAGUGUUUACGGUGAAAGAAGCCUUAUGGUAUGUCUUAGGUUCAUGUACUCAACAAGGUGAAUACAUGGAUCCACGUUCAGCUUCAACGCGUGUCCUAGUCGCUGGACUCUGGUUGUUAGUUCUCAUUAUCAUUGCAAUGUUUUCAGCUAAUCUGGCGGCGAAAUUAACAGUUACUGGUUUGCGAGGUGAAAUUACAACAUUCAAACAGUUAAUUGAACAAGACACAGUCAAGUAUACAAUUAUAAAUAAUUCAACGGAAAUGAGGUUCUUUGAGAAAUUGAAGAAUGCCGAAGAAGUAAUCUUUGAAAUAUGGAAGCAACAGGUUGUGUAUAACAAUGAAUUUACUUCGAAUUAUACACUAUGGCAAUAUCCUGUCACUGAAAAAUACGGACUACUCUACAGUAGAAUGAAAGAAUGGGGUUUCACCAAUCGCCGCGAAGAAACUCUACAACUUAUUAAGGACGGCUGGGUGAUAUUCAUGGAGACUCCCAAAGCUGAUUAUUACAUUGCAAAGGAAUGCAAAAUUAAACGAUUUGGCAAACGUAUUGGUAGUUGGUAUUACAGCAUGAUAUUACUUCCACGCUCUCCUUUAACUUCUCUGUUUAAUGAAGUUAUUUAUGCAAUGGAAGCUGAUUAUACAAUUGACGCUUUAAAAGCUAAAUGGUGGGCAAGUGAAACAAGUAAAUGUGAACCGAUUGCAGCUGAUGAAGGUUACGGUUUCGAGGAAGUGGGUGGUAUGUUUACACUACUUAUCUGUGGACUUGUAAUUGGUGUUAUUUUAUUGGCUGGUGAAAUCAUUGUCUUUCAAAUACUCUUGAAGAAGCAAAAAGCAAAAGUCGAACCUGAACCACCAAACUCACCACCACAUUCUCCUACAGCAGACAACGAGCCAGUAAGCGUACAAGAAGGAAAGGAAGAAAGUGUUGAUAAUACUCCCCCAGCUAUUCCAAUCGCACCGGCUUCAGUUACAGUUACUACAACAGAUUAUGAUGAAGAGGAAGCCGACAAAGCAGUGCAAUCAUCUUAAAUGGGUAUAUUCGUAAAAAAGAAAAAAAUAACAGCAAACUUUAACAUAGAUAUACAGAGAAAAAUAAUUCACCUGGCUGCAUGGAAACUCAACCCAUAUAGUAUGUAUUUAUUUUUAUAGCUGUAGAGUAAUUAAAUCAAGAUUCACCUUAGUUAAACAAUAUACUACUAUAGAAAUAC